Messenger RNA from Rhopilema esculentum, 3579 nucleotides. RefSeq lists its product as uncharacterized. Lineage: Eukaryota; Metazoa; Cnidaria; Scyphozoa; Rhizostomeae; Rhizostomatidae. The record is from RefSeq and is a predicted model, not a curated record. Gene Ontology annotation, molecular function: DNA-binding transcription factor activity; RNA polymerase II cis-regulatory region sequence-specific DNA binding. Gene Ontology annotation, biological process: regulation of transcription by RNA polymerase II.
GCCUUAUCUCGUGUUGCGAGAUUCCCUGAACUGAAUUUGGAGAAGACCGCCACGAUUCCUCGUGAAAGAACAUCACCCUUAGAUUGUGAACGUAAGGAAAUCUCUGCCGGUUUAAACGAUUGCAAUUUGGACUUCUCGAUUUAUGAUGAAAUUGGCCUUUUAAGAGAGCAACGAAUUGGCCUAAAGUGAUUGAGUGAUAAAAGGAGAUUGGAUCAACGUUCUAUCUUUAUUAUGGCCUAAAAUCGCACUUCUUAUCUUCUCCCGGAAUCAUUGAGGUAAAUAGCUACGCAAGAAAGACGCAAAAGAACCGUUAAAACGCCCCAAGAGCAGCAAACAUUGUCUACUAAUCACAGGUGAAUACCAUGGACGGAAUCCCAUCAUUGCUACGGCCCAAGGUUGCAGAAAAUGGCGAUCAGUCAGUGACGAAUUCCACUCUUAACAACAAUCUAGGCCACCUCGGGUAUCUGGACGCAGUAUCCAACAGCAGCGCCCACAGCAAUUGCUUGAAGUGCCAUGAAAUUUAUGGCUUACUUCAUCAGCAUGUUUUAGAAUGUCAUGCUGGAGGAAAUGAAAAAGACAGUAAUUCGAUCCUUAACAACGUGUUAAUGAAUAUUUUAAUGCUCCUUACAUCAGCAAGUAAAAACGGUAACCAGUCAAGUGGUGAACAGGCGACUUUUCAAACUUCUAUGCCUGCCUGCCUAGGCAAUGCUUCCUCAAACUAUAGCAUCGUUUCUACAGUUACUCAGGCACUUCCCAAAACAUCACCUCAGAAUAUUGAGACCCAAAGUUCUGAUAAUCAAAAUAUGACAGGUGAAGGGCUUGUUAGUGCUGUAAGCCUUCAGAAGCUUUUGUCCUCUGCUCAAGCUAAUCACAGUAAGGUAUUUGCUCAAAGUGGCGAUAAUGAGAGGAGGAAGACUGUUGUUCAAGGAAUCCCGUUGAUAACCACCAACAUGCAAGGGCAAGACAACGUGCCUUUGGUAUUAACCAGUCAUUUUCAGGGAGAAACCGCUCGACAGCAAACAAUUAUUGUACCCUCGGCUAUGCCAAAAGUGAGUGAAAAGUCGGAUCUGGAUGUCGCCGAUAUUCUAGUAAACAAAAUGCCGAUCCCGAGCGUCAACAAGGAAGAAUCAUCCCUUGCUCAGUUAUAUCUAAAGCAGUUGGCUGAAGGCUUAGCAUCUGGUCGCAGUGACAUACUGCAGCAAGAUGAAUCAGUGCCACAAAGUAACAAUAAUGAACGGGAUUUGGUAAGUUCACUACUAUCUGGCAAUGCAAACACUAGCACGUCAAUACCUGUUUCAACUCUGCCAACUGAGAGUGGCAGUAAGCCUGUUGUAGAGACUAUUUCUCAAAUACUAGCCGCGCAGAAGCAGCUAACUGGUCUUCUUUCCCUUCUUGGAAAACGGCAAAAUGAGCCAACCUUGUUGCCUGUUGCUGGUCUGGCAUCGCAACUUGUGGAGACUCCUCUUAACAAUCCUCUCUUUGCAAACCAGCAUCAAAGGAUGGGCACUCCUAGCUUGCUCCAUAUACCUCUAACGUCUAUAAUACCUGGACUUACACAAACGUCACAAGGAUUAAUGCCAACUAAUUUGAUCCCGGCACCGCAAAGUAUGGGUGACAGUAACUUGUAUCCUCAACUUGCCAAUGUCCUUGCGAAAACAUCGCAAGGUAUUUCCGAAAUAUCAGGGAAUGGUGCUGUGGCACUACCCGCGCUUGCUUUAAACUCAAGUGCCUUUCAAAAUACUGCGGUUCCUAUUCUGCAUCAAACAAUUCAAGGUGCGUUGCGAGGCACGGGACAGCAAGCAGUGCUUCUUCCGUCAGUUGUUUCUGGUGGCUCUAUAGCGUCAGUGAGCACUGCCACUGUGCUAGGGUCGCAGUCAUUUCUGGUACCAAAUAGACCUAUAACACAGAUGGUUACACAGGCAUCUUCAGCUACAGCAAAAACUCUAUUUUCAACAAGCCACCAGUCAACUGUUCCCUCACUGGCAGAGCAGUUGUUUCAGAAUUCAAACAACAUACCAAAGCUAGCUCUAUCGACUGUUCCAUCGAUCUUUAAUCUAGGAAACAUGCCUGGAAUGGCUAUUGUCAACCCAAAUCAGCAGCCCCAAAAUCGAAAUCAAAGCCAGUCAACUCUGCGCCAAAUACCGAUCUUACCAACAAGCUCUGUGAUAGUAUCGUCCGGCACUAACAUUGCUCCUUCUGUUGACAAGAUUCAGGGACUUAUUAGCGCUGCUCUCCAAAACCCAAGCAAAGGCAAUGCAAUUCUUAGCUCAACUGUCAGUACAAGCAGUGGAAAUGAUCUUGGUAUGGCAUUUGGAAAACACAACAUGACAUCAUUGUCAGCAAAUACUAAGGAUGGAACUGGUGACAUUGAGGACUCGAAAUCAGCCAUAAAAAAACUUUAUAAAUGCAAUACCUGUAGCACAACUUUUAGUGUUCUGUCUACGCUUCAGCAACAUGAACAAACCCACCUUGGAACCAAGAUCCAGUGUAACUACUGCAACGAUAUUUUCGCAAGUGCCUCAAAAUAUCAAGAGCACAUUUCACUACACCGUGGCGAAGAGAACGUUCACCAGUGCGAGUACUGUAAUAAGCUUUUCACAAGUCGAGGGGAGCUGCAGAAGCAUUUAGCUGAGCAUACCCAGAAGCGACCUUACAAGUGCAAGCACUGCGCGAAAUCUUUCAGGGAUCCAGGCUCACUUCAGAAACAUGAGAGGAUACAUACAGGUGAGCGUCCAUACAAAUGCCAGCAUUGCCUAAAGGCAUUUGCAGAGUAUAGCUCUCUUCGUAAACAUAAUCGUGUUCAUACUGGGGAGCAACCAUACAAGUGCCCACGCUGUCCCAAAGCAUUCUCAAUAUCAGGUAAUUUGCAGCGUCAUAUGUUCAUUCAUACUGGUGAACGGCCAUAUCGUUGUACAAAAUGUCCGAAAGCAUUCAACAAUCCAAGCCACUUGAGAAGACACGUGAAGAAUUUACACGAUGUUAAGCAACCGUCAAAUGCUAAAGAUACUGAUUCGAAUGCAGAAUCAGAUAGCGAGAUGAUUGAUAAUGAUUUUUGCACGAUGGCAAAAUCUUGAGUUUUGUACAUAACUUAAUGUAAUCGGUAAGAUUUUUCAUUGAAAUGUGAACAAUAGUUAGGAAUGUACAUAAAGCAAUUAUCAUAUUAAUCGCUAGUUUUUUUUUACUUAACUUCGUUGACAAUAUGUUGGAGGAUGAUUCUUUCGAUUAUCGGAGACAUCACUUCUAGACCGUAAGCAAGUAGCAAGAUUUAGUCAUAUCUGUAACAAGAACAGAUUGAACAAAUAAGCAUUUCUUAAAUCGGUCUUUACAAGUUUUGUAUUUAUUUCUGUUGAAAAAGUGGCUGACGUUUUCUGGUGUUCCUGACAGUGAAUAUAUGCUCUUACUAAUUGUAUUUGUGUGCCUACUGGGUAAACAGAUUAUGUUUAAAACUAUGAAUUUGAUUUUUGUGCGUUUUUUAAAUUGCUACUUUCUUCUGUUUUGGUCUUUUGUAAAAUACGAUUGUAUGAGAACUUCAGUCUUGAUUAUAACAACUUCUUUUGAAGCAAAAUAUGUUUGAAAGUG